Messenger RNA from Musca domestica (house fly), 1527 nucleotides. RefSeq names its product transmembrane emp24 domain-containing protein 5. Gene Ontology annotation, biological process: endoplasmic reticulum to Golgi vesicle-mediated transport; intracellular protein transport; Golgi organization. Gene Ontology annotation, cellular component: Golgi apparatus; endoplasmic reticulum; endoplasmic reticulum-Golgi intermediate compartment. The transcript is spliced from 2 exons. The coding region runs from base 129 to 845 and encodes 238 amino acids. The record is from RefSeq and is a predicted model, not a curated record. NCBI's taxonomy places the organism in Eukaryota, Metazoa, Arthropoda, Insecta, Diptera, Muscidae.
UUUCUUUAAAGUUUGAACCUAAUUACUUGUACAACAACUGAUGCGUGCUAAACAAAGAGGCACUCUCAAAUCAUAACUUUGACAAUUCAUUUCCACCCUUCACCCGCUUUAUUUUUCACACACAAAAAAUGGAUGGAAGAAUAUCGCAUAGAAGAACGGCGUUUUGCAGUGCUCUCAUUGUUGUGCUGCUGGCAGCGAUGGUUGAAUCAUACGACAAAGAAAUGACUGUUCACAUUGAUGCGGGAAAGAAAGAAUGCUAUUUCCAUCCUGUGAAAGCCGGUGAAACAAUAGAUAUUGAGUAUCAGGUAAUCGAUGGUGGACAUGGUGAUUUGGAUAUUAGUUUUUCGCUAGCCGAUCCCAUUGGACUGAUAAUUGUUAGUGAUUUCAAAAAGCCGGAGAAUAUACAUCGACACGAUGUCCAGAAGGAAGGUGAUUAUCGUUUCUGCUUCGAUAAUACGUUCAGUACAUUCAAUAGGAAAACGGUAUUUUUCGAGUUAAUUGUGGAAAAGGAAGGAGAACAAAAUCUUGGAGACGAUCAGUGGAAUGAUGUUUUCGAAGGUCUAACACCGGAAGAGUUCUAUGAAAUGAAAGUACAGGAUAUUAUGGAUUAUAUUGGACGUAUACGUAUGCAAAUGACCAAAGCUAGGCAAAUACAGGAUAUGUUAAGAUCUCAUGAAGCUCGUGAUCGUAAUUUGGCAGAAUCGAAUUUUAUUAAAGUAAAUACUUGGUCAUUGUUCCAAAUAUGUGCCAUGAUUGCUGUGGGCUUGCUACAAGUGUUCUUGGUACGCAGUAUAUUUGACACCAACACCCGUAUGAGUAAAUUGUGGCAACGUAUGCAUCUGUGAAAUUCAACCCCAUAACUCAAAAUAUUUGGUUUCAUCAUUGUUUUGUUCAUGGCUUGGUCUCCUUCGUCUCAGUGUAGCUCUCAUUCUGUCUUACCAAAGAUUUUUUUAUAAUAUUUUUUUUAAUGAAAUUCAAAUCGAAUCAGGGUAUUAAAAAUGUUCCAUAUAUAUUUUUUUAUGAUUUCGCAAUGGAAAAAUGUAAGAAUUCUCCCACCUUUUUUGAUUUAUUUAGGCUAAAGAACAUCUUGAUUUAGUUUUUUACAACAUUUUCAAGAAAAAAAAAAAACACACUUGCCAUCACAUACAUAGAUAUUAAGAGCAGGUAUAUAACAAAAACGAAGUCUCAUAAAAUCCUAGAAAAUAUCAGUUUUUUAAUUUAUUGCGCUGCGCAACUUUGAACAUUUGCCGUUGUGUUCUGUUAUCAAAAUUGAAAAUCUCCAUUUGGCAUUUUCUUAUCUUGAAGGCCGGUUUUCAUGUUCUUUGAUAAAAAAAAUUAGAAAAUUGACAUGUAAAUGCUGAAAGAUAAACAUGCUGGCAACUAGAAAUUAAUGUCUGCAAAUGUUUUAUUUUGCCAUAUAACAUUUUACAUUAAGUAUAGUUAAAAUACAAGUAUAUAAUUUUCUGAUUGUAGUUAAUUUAAAUGAACUAUAAAGCAAUAAAAAAUGAAAAAUUAUCAGCAUUUUAA